AUGGAUUUUAUUCGUCUUUUCAAACAUCACAAAUUCUUAAUAUUAUUUUGUGGUUUUAUUUAUAGUUUCGUUUGGUUUAAUAAUAAAAUUUUUGAACAGUCAUCCAAAUUUGAUAAAACUGUAACAAGUUAUCAUGCCAAUAUAUCAAUUAAAAAUAUUUAUUUUAUUUUUGAAUAUCUAUCAAAACUUCAAAUAAAUUUACUAUUAAUUGAUCCAUUUCUACUCGAUUAUCUUUUUAUUCGUCAAUUGCCGUUUCGAAAAUUUCAAAAACAUUUAAUUACAUUUGGUAUUACCUACGAUUCUAUUCACAUAAUUAAUGUAUUAUUGUCAGAGAAAAAGUUUUCUGUUACAAUAUCAAGAAGUUUUAAUAAUUCAUCCAUCGAUCAUAUAUUUAUUGCAUACAAUCAACAAUUAAUUCAUUUAGCUAUUUUACAUGAAAAAAAAUCCUAUUUUCUUAUACGACCAACUACGGUACAAUUACCAAUCAAUAUAAAUCUUUCAUAUGGCGAUACAGCUCGUGUAAUAGAACUUACUGAAAAAGAAUUUGCCAAAGAUCAAUUACCAUUCUACUGUCCUAACAAUGUAUUGCAUUUUCUAUGGUUAUAUAAGAGGUCGGAAUUUCUUGAAUGUAAUCGAACUUUAGCCAAUAAAAUGGAAAAUCAAUUUCACAUCUAUCAAAAUCGUAGUCAAAUUAAUUUAGUUAUUUUACCAAUGAGAAAUAUUAAUUAUAUUUUGAAUAAACUAGAAAAAAAUUAUUGGCUUGCUGGAGGAACAUUACUUGGUUGGUAUCGCCAUUGUGGUUUCAUACCAUAUACUCAAGAUGUAGACUUUGGUCUUUUUGCUGAAGAAUAUGAUGAAAAUAUUCGAAAGUAUUUUCUUGGAAAUCCUAUUGUAUAUCUUUGGGGAGCACUAGGACUUGUUAAUGAUUCUCUUGAGUUUCGUCUAUUCACGGGUCACUAUACAUUUGAUUUAUUUUGGGCAUAUCGAGAAAAUGAUCAUCGAUGGUGUGGCUAUCAAGUAAACAGAGUUAAAUAUAAACGAUUUCUGCCAUUGCUUCCAAAGCUGUGUUCUUGUGAUUUAUUUGGUUAUCGGUUUUCUAUUCCAUGUUCACCUGUUGAUUAUCUCAAUAAUGAGUAUGGGUAUGAUCUAUGGAAGAAUCCAUUAGAAAACAAUUACAAAUGGAUUAACAUAAAAUAUCAAUCUACAUGGAAUGACAUAUCAUGGAUGUAUGCAAUACGUCUAUAUACAUCCGAAGGAAAACUUCGUCAAGAUAAAUAUGCAAUUAAUUGGAUUACUAAACACUUUAAUUAUUCGUUAAAAAGAAUUCCAUCAUAUCUCAAUGUUCUACCUAAUGAGCCAAUUACGCUGCCGCCAGUUUUCAUAGGAGAAAUUUAG
Rotaria socialis is the source of this 1395-nucleotide messenger RNA. Lineage: Eukaryota; Metazoa; Rotifera; Eurotatoria; Philodinida; Philodinidae. The record is from the annotation of a GenBank genome assembly.